Branchiostoma floridae (Florida lancelet) is the source of this 3186-nucleotide messenger RNA. RefSeq lists its product as uncharacterized. Lineage: Eukaryota; Metazoa; Chordata; Leptocardii; Amphioxiformes; Branchiostomatidae. Bases 1 to 1908 code for a protein of 635 amino acids. The transcript is spliced from 13 exons. The record is from RefSeq and is a predicted model, not a curated record.
AUGUAUAUAUCAAGCUAUUUUUUCUCGCAAUUUACAUCAAGUAGCUUCACAUAUAUCUUUAAAAUAUUCACAUAUUUCUUUGUUUCAGCCUUCUCCGCUCAAUUAAAAACAUAUACGUUACUUUUCGUAGAAUCGACCACUACUGACGCUUCCCAAGGCCUCACAACAUCUGAGGAAGCUUCGAGAAGACGGUCCAACCAGUCUCAUCAUGACCAGUCAAGGAAGCAGCAGGAUCUCAAAUCACGCAACAGAGAGUCGAAAACGGCUUCUGGUGUUGAAAGUAGAGCCACUGCAGACAUUAUAGCGCACUUCUUCGAGGACGAGAGAAUCCCCAAAACGGACAGAAGACAGGAACACCAGCCAAGAGAUGAUGUAGAAUCCAGGGUUGACUCGGCCCAUUCAUCAGGUAAACAGCCAGAAAAACAGGAUGUCAGACGUAAAAAGGAAACACCGGAAAAUCACAGAGAACCUCGCAGUUCCUCUAGAGGUACAAAGAAACCAGGUAGUCCACCCAGAAGUCCAAGGAGACGCCACAGCACAUCGAGAAGUCGAAGAAGACAUCAUAGCCCCUCUAGAAGUCCGAGCAGACGUCAGAAAUCUGUGAACCCAUCUAGAAGAGAUACUCCUAGAAGGGCGAAAAAGAAUGAACAAGUUCGCUCGCGAUCUGUGGACGUCGAUAAAAAGCGACCCAUUCGGGAUCAACGUCCGAGUGCGAGGGACAGAGGCAAUCUUAGGGGCAGGGUGAGCACAGGGACGUCUUCUGACGGCAAACCCGGGUUCGUCAAGAAAUGGGUAGAACAACUGGAUGAAGGCAAGGGUAAUCUAUCGAGUGGCUUGAAGGUGGGACAAAGAUCAGAAGGCAUAGACCAAAAGAGAAAUACUUCAAAGGGUUGGGCUUCAACAGAAAAUGAUGCAGGGGGAUUGGACUCGGCCAAAUCAAAACUGCAAGCCGACACCAACACAAUGUCUGGUUUCUUCGACGGUUUCAAGGGAUCCUUUCUGAACUUGGUGGGUAGUGAUGAACAGAAGGAAAAGAACCCCAAGGAAGCGGGCGAAAUCGGUUGGGGCGAAGACACCGGCAGAUCACAUAGGAAGGCGCCGGAUGACUCGGGCUCUCUUGGUUUCCUGGGAGAUCUGAAACAGUCUUUAAGUUUGUCUUGGGAUAAAGAUGGGAAAAUCCAGGAAGACAGAAAUCGGGCCGCUCCGUUCAUUGGCAGUUUUGCAGGAGGCGAGGAUGGUGGCAACCAGGAACAUGGGGAAGCCGGCGGUGUGAACAGCAUACUGCGUUCCUUUGGCGGGAGACAACAAAAAGAUAAGCCAGGUCCAGCUCUGAUUUCCACUGAGAUGGGGGCUUGGGCAAAAGGUGAAGAUGGGGGAAGAGCCUCAGCUGGUACAGACAAAGAGCCAGUUGGCUUCCUCCGAAGCCUAGGCCAGACCUUUGGUGUGUCGCCGGAUGAAAGCAAGCAGCAAGAUACUGGCUCUAUCUUUUCAAAUAUAUUGGGAUCAUCUGAACGACGGGGAGGCAUUCAUGAAGAAACCCCGGCCUGGACGGAUGACAUUAAGGCAUUCAUUUUUGGCUCCCGUGAGGAUGAGGACGCUGGAGAGGACGACAAAGCCCGGGCAGAUCUCAACAUUUUGAAGGUCUUUGGCAAAAAAGACGACAAAGAAAGAGGCGACGGCGAGAUGCGCAUAAGUGACAUGAGUCCUGAGAUGCUGAGUCAGAUGAGUGAAAGAAGAGGGCAAAAGGCAGAAGAAGAGUCUUCAUUCUGGAACUUCCUGGGAAUAGGCGGAUCAGACGACAGAGAUCCAGCAACGACCAACUCCAGUCGGGCUGCCGGCAGACAAGGCGACAAUCCAACGAGGAGGGGCGACAACCCAGUCCGCGACUUCUUUGUUGACUUAUUUUAAACCUUCAAAUUUUCAACUGGUCCUUUGGUUUUGGGACAACUGAGAACAAAAUGUCUGCGUGGAAAAAUCUUUUCAGUAUGAACUUUCAUGCGAACUGUACUGUGGGAAUUGUCUUUCUGCGAAGUUUUGUUCUGGACAACAUUAACGUAAAUGUUAUGCUUGCUAAUUUUCCUUUGCGCUAGUUUCAUUAUAGUUACCUUUGUCAGGAAGUUUAUAUUUACAUUUUCCAAGAAGGUUGUAGUUUGGGUAGCGUUUGUGUGUGUGUUUGUGUUCAUGAGGAAAUUGACUAAACCCGCUCUGUUUCAUUAUAGGACUAUUGAAACAUGUGCCAUUUGUAAAUGAAAAAGAGAAGAAUAUAGAUAAAUAUUAUGCAAAUAAAGAACUAAUUUAUAUGCAUGAUAAAUGAGGAAAUGCUAUAAUCCCGUUGUGGUAAAAGACGGAAAUUUCUUACAUCUAGCAUUUGGGGAUUAUUUACAUUGAACAUGAUGCCUCAUUUGUAUACUUCGUAAGAAAACUUGACGUAGAUUGUGCAAGUCUGUAAUUUGGGUGAAGGAGAUUAUCAACUAAUAUUAUUUAUUUGAAUUAGGACCUUAUUUGCAUAAUCAAUGACAAACACAAUUAAUACACCAGUUGUAAAAGUUAAAAUCAUUGGCGAAGGUAUGUUGUAGUGGAACUCUAGUUUUGUAAUAUACAACUUGAUGUUUGCACCAAUCAUAUGUCUGAUGCUAUAUAUUAUCAAUUGUAUCAAGAAUUUAAUAUAUUACUGUAUUUAUAGCAGAAAACAUGUCAUCACUGUCAUCUUGCACUGUCUGUAACGUUAUACUAUUUUGAUAUACUGUUUUAUGUUGCAAAUAGCCCAUAGGGCAAGAACUAAUUACAAAUAGAGCUCCAUUAUAUUAUCAAUCAUUGGCAGCGUCAAGACUCAGGUAUAGAUUAUGUCACUGGCAUCCCUUCAAACAUUGCAAUACUUUAUCCUUGCCAUCGGAUCCUUCACCACAAAUUAGCAUGAUGUAUAGUAGAGCAGAGUCUGUGUAUAUCAACACGACCGUUCUAUCUUACCGUAAAUAAUUGAAAGAUGUCUGUUUGAUCUUCCCGCCAUUAUAUAGCUCCCCUGGCGGAAUAUAGUGGUACUACUGGCAGCAGUGAACAUGCUAAACUUGGCACAAUCCACCUAUGGCAACAAUGUCAUAAACACGUCCACACACAGAUACGUUAAUACAAUAGCACAGUGAUACAAACACAUUAAAACGACAUUUCAUUCAAGGACAUACAAAUAAA